This is a messenger RNA of Aegilops tauschii subsp. strangulata, 1364 nucleotides long. RefSeq lists its product as uncharacterized. Lineage: Eukaryota; Viridiplantae; Streptophyta; Magnoliopsida; Poales; Poaceae. The record is from RefSeq and is a predicted model, not a curated record.
CCUUCUUCAUCGGCAGAAAAAAGAGAGGAGAGAGUCACCGUCUCUCCGCAUACAUCACCUCGGCCGGCGCUGCUACCGAUCUCCUCCAGAGUCCAAGCCUCCUCACCCAAAGCCAUGGCCGCGCGGCGUCGCUCCCUCCUCAUGCUCCUGCCCCUCCUCCUCUCCCACUUCCUCUCCCUCGCCGCCGCCUUCCAGUCGGACGAGCUGCUCCUCCACGACGACGACGAGUUCGAGGGCACCCGGGUCUCCUCCACCCCCUCCCCCCGGCCGCCCUCGACGCCGCCGGUAGUGUCCUCCCGCCGCCGAUCCGCGGACGCGACGCAGGCGGCUGGCGCCUCCGAGUCCAACACCGCCCAGUUCACCCUCGAGCACGACCUCGGAGCCGGCCUAGGGUUCGCCCCCGCCGGGUCCUUCUCCGCCCGCCUCAAGUCCUCGGCCCACGGCUCCCAGACUCUCACUAAGCUCCGGUUUACGAGGAAUGAGUUGACUGAGGAUGAAAAGAAUGCAUUUAAGAAAUUACUUGAAGAAGAUAGUUUUUACACAAUAAGGCUACCGUCUAAUGUGUUGGAUCCUACAAGAAACGAUUAUAUUUAUUCCUCGAUCAAAGCGAGAUGCAUUCCACGUGACAGCUUGGAUGAACAUAUUGUCAUCCACAUGGACGGUGUAAAUAUUUUGGCUGUUAAUUAUGGUUCCGUUGGUGGAUGCCAAUAUCCCCGGCCAAUGAAAGUACCGUCAAAAUGGACAUUCAAUUCAUACACUAUUCUGAAGACUGCUGACCAAGCACCAAGAACUCCAUCAUUUGUAGAGCAAUUAAUAGAAACUGAGAGUGGACUCGGUGAAGUGAUGAAACCACCUGAGAAAUCUUUCUGGGCUAAAUAUUGGAUGUACAUCAUUCCUCUUGGUCUCAUUGUCAUGAACGCUGUCACAGCAGCAGCAAACAUACCGGAGGAGCAAGCUGGAGGGCAGGGUCAAGCUCCAGCACAAAGGGCGCCAAUUGCUGCUCCAAGGAGAAGAUGAUGGCUUCCUAUAUUCUUUGCAUGCCAUAGAUUCACAAACAAUGGACAGAGGAUGGAUCUGCUUGACCUUCCCCAGAACAGGGGCAGUACUAGCGGCAACAAGACUCACUUGGGUUUUUCUUUUCUCGCAUUCAGAAACUCACCUUUGUUGUAGAAUCACCUCAGAAAAGGUUGCGUGUUCUGGUCGCAUCUACACGCGUAUUUUUGCCUGUUGAUAGAAAUUACCAUCAGUCUUUAACUCGGUGCAAACUGCAUGCCUUAAUAUUCAGAACUAGCUUAAUUACAAAUAUCAAACAUUGUAUGUUUUGCUCAUAACCCUCCUGUAUCAACGUUUUUGUGCUGCUUGCA